AUGUCGACCUUUCAAUCUAAUAUAACUCCACCACCUCAAUCUAAAAGAAAAUAUAUUGAAGAUGAUGAUUAUAUACUGUAUGAAGAACCAAUCAAUCAAAAAGAGCAACAUGAAAUAUUAAAAAAAAAUCUCAAAGAUGAAAUUAAUCAUAAUCCAGAAUGGCCACAAUUUAUACAUCCAGAAGGUGGAGUCAUAAAAAUAACUCCCUGGGGAUCAUUAAGACAAUAUAAAGAUUUGAAGACAGGAGAAGUAUUAACUAAAUUUGAAGAUUUCUCGUUUGAUGAUUUUAAUAAAUCAAUAUAUGAAUCAGAAAAAUAUGAAAAAAUAUAUAAAUAUACUCCAGAUACUCCGAUGUCAAUUAAAAAUCAAAAUAAAGAUAUUUAUUAUAGUCCUAGUACUGAGGCUGAAAGUUAUGUAAUUGAUGGAUAUAGAAAUAAUGUUGAAUUUCAACAAGAACAUGAGAAUUAUUUCGGUAUGAAUGAAUAUCAAGAAGAGUUUGAUAUUAGUACUUAUCAGAAUGAAGAUGAAGAUGAAAAUGAAGAUAAAGAUGAUGAUGAUGAAAUGAAUUAA
Molecule: messenger RNA, 570 nt
Organism: Insectozyma verbasci
Lineage: Eukaryota; Fungi; Ascomycota; Pichiomycetes; Serinales; Debaryomycetaceae
Source: the annotation of a GenBank genome assembly